GACAAUUAAUCAGUGCCUCCUCCUCCUCUUCUUCUUCUUCUUCUUCUUCUUCUUCUUCUUGUGCUCCCGGCCCUUUGCUUGCCUAUAUAUGCUCACAUCUACAUGCACUGGCCUUGAGGCCAUCAGCAUCUCCCACACACCACACCUCGCUCGCUCCACCGCCUAAUUAACCACCAAACAACACACCUCCCUCCAUCGAUCGAUCGCCUCCGAUUGUAUAGCCCAAAUUAAGAUCAAAUUAAGAGCAACAUCGGCCGGCCGACAGAUCCAUCGACCAGAUUAUUGAUCGAUCGAGAAGAAUCAAGGAAUCGAGAUGGGGCCGGGCGUUAACGUUGGGGGUUUUGAGGAGGCGAUGAAGCCGGUGGCGGGGAUGGUGUUGGUGCAGCUGGUGUUCGCCGGGGUGAACAUCUUCUACAAGCUGGCCGUGUGCGACGGCAUGGACAUGAGAGUCCUCAUCGCCUACCGCUACCUCUUCGCAUCCGCCGUCCUCUGCCCGCUCGCCUUCUUCGUCGAGAGGAAGAAGCGAACGAAGCUGACGUGGCGAGUGCUGCUGCUCUCCUUCGUCUGCGGUCUCUGCGGGGGCUCGCUGGCGCAGAACCUGUACAUCUCAGGCAUGAAGCUAACCUCAGCGACCUUCGCCUCCGCCAUGACCAACCUCAUCCCAGCAAUCACCUUCAUCCUGGCCGUCCUCUUCCGCUACGAGCGCCUCGGCAUCCGCACCAUCUCCGGCCAGGCCAAGCUCUCGGGAACCCUCCUCGGCGUGUCCGGCGCCAUGCUGCUCACCUUCUACAAGGGCGCCGACGUCACCCCCUGGCACCCCACCAUCAACCUCAUCGCCCAGAUCACCUCCGCCCACAGCCAUGAGAUCUCAGCCGUCCAUCCGGCGAUCGAGUCGACGAACCGCCUCAUGGGGUCCCUGCUGUGCACGGGGAGCUGCUUCUUCUACGCGCUGUGGCUCAUCCUGCAGGCCAAGCUCAGCCGGGAGUACCCGUUCCACUACUCCUCCACGGCGCUCAUGUGCGCCAUGACCGCGCUCCAGUCGCUCGCCUUCGCUCUCUGCUUCGACACCGACUUCUCCAGCCAUCAAUGGAGGCUGGAGCUCUACAGCAUCAGGUUCCUGGCCGUGGUGUACACGGGGGUGCUGGCGUCCGGGGUGAUGCUGGUGGUGCUCUCCUGGUGCGUCAAGCGGCGGGGGCCGUUGUUCGCGUCGGUGUUCAACCCGAUGAUGCUCGUCGUCGUCGCCGUGCUCAGCUCGCUGCUGCUCGGGGAGAAGCUGCAUUUGGGGAGCGUGUUGGGGGCGGUCUUGAUUGUCAUGGGGCUCUAUGCCGUGCUGUGGGGGAAAGGGAAGGAGGCCAAGGCGGCUGCCGGUGGCGAGGCGGCGGGGAAUAAUAAUAAGGUGGUUGCUGGUGGUACUGAGCUGCCGCACAUUGAUGUCGUCGUGCACCGCCAUGCUCCGGAGACGACGAUGCCGAAUUCUCAACAACAGCAGCAGCAGGAAGAUGGUGAUAGGAUGGCGGCGGCGGUGAGGUGAGGAUUAAUUGGUUGCGGGGCCGGCGAUCAAGGAGAUGAACUGGUCCUGUCGUCCACGAAGGAAGAUUUGGGGGGGUUGGUAGAACUUAGUUGGAAUAUCUAGGUGCAGUUUUAGAAGGAGUGGCUCUCUGGUUUUGUUUUGUUCUGAAGACUGAACUGUGUACGUGUAGAGGGGAAAUUACGAUAUCAUAUCAGAGAAGAAUGUAGUAGCUACUAGUACAAGGAACUGAUGAUGCAAUCGAGAUCAGUUGUAGGAAGGCCAGAAAUAAAAGCACUGAUACUCAUUUGCAUCGUACGUGCUUGUCCUGUCAGAUGAGAUGAGAUGGAUGAACUGAUCAAUGAUUUCCAUGCA
This is a messenger RNA of Brachypodium distachyon (stiff brome), 1882 nucleotides long. RefSeq names its product WAT1-related protein At1g25270. The record is from RefSeq and is a predicted model, not a curated record. NCBI's taxonomy places the organism in Eukaryota, Viridiplantae, Streptophyta, Magnoliopsida, Poales, Poaceae. Gene Ontology annotation, cellular component: plasma membrane. Bases 314 to 1531 code for a protein of 405 amino acids. The transcript has 3 exons. Gene Ontology annotation, molecular function: transmembrane transporter activity.